Molecule: messenger RNA, 5322 nt
Organism: Aspergillus nomiae NRRL 13137
Lineage: Eukaryota; Fungi; Ascomycota; Eurotiomycetes; Eurotiales; Aspergillaceae
Exons: 3
Coding region: 1-5322 (1773 amino acids)
Biological process (GO): carbohydrate metabolic process; chitin catabolic process
Cellular component (GO): extracellular region
Molecular function (GO): chitin binding; chitinase activity; protein binding
Source: RefSeq, a predicted model, not a curated record
AUGUUGUCAUCCGUCAUCUUGGUCCUUCUCACGGGCCUGGGUUUCUUUUCCUCGGUGAUUGCAGAUACAUACUGCAGUGCUGAUGUACCCUGUGAGAUAGGAUGCUGUGGGAAAAACAAUGUCUGUGGUCUUGGACCGGAUUACUGUGCUGAAGAUAAAUGCAUCAACAACUGUGAUGCGAAGGCCGAGUGCAACCCUGGAGACUGGGAUAACAAAUAUAUCAAUGCCACCACAUGUCCGUUAAACGUCUGCUGCAGCAAAUUCGGUUUUUGCGGAACCACUGAGGAGUUCUGUGGGAAUAAAACAGUCUCCAGACCUUCGUGCGAUGCUAGCUCUCAGCAAAUCACCCGCGUCAUCGGUUACUAUAACUCGGCUGCUGCUACCCGCCCCUGCGGUGCCAUGAUCCCUCAGGCUAUCCCACAGGGUGUCUAUUCGCAUCUCUACUUUGCUUUCGUUAGUAUUGAUCCGGACACCUUUGAGGUUAUCCCAGCCUCCGAGGGAGAUACAAUGCUCUAUCCGCAGCUGGAGGCUCUCCAGAUCCGCGACAUGGGUCAAGAGCUUUGGCUCUCUAUCGGCGGUUGGGAUUUCUCCGAUGCUGGUACACCCACGGCUACUACCUUCUCUGACUUAGUUAACGCCGACUCGAAGAAACAGAAUGCUUUCUUCUCAUCGUUGACUAACUUUAUGACCACAUGGGGCUUCACCGGUAUCGAUAUUGACUGGGAGUAUCCCGCCGCUGAUGACCGUAAUGGCCGACCUCAGGAUUAUAAAGCCUUCCCCAAGUUCAUGGCCAACCUGAAAAAGGCGCUGUCUGACUACCAGUUCGGCCUUUCCGUCACUCUACCCACCAGCUACUGGUACUUGCAGCAUUUUGACCUAGAAUCGCUGGAUAAAUCGGUUGACUGGUUCAAUUUUAUGAGCUACGACCUUCACGGCACAUGGGACAUGGGCAACAAGUGGACAGGGGCCUACCUAGAUGCACAUACCAACCUAACCGAAAUCAAGACAGCUCUCGAUCUACUCUGGCGGAAUGACAUCAAGCCCUCUAAGGUGAAUAUGGGAAUGGCUUUCUAUGGCCGUAGUGUCACUCUAGCCAGCCCUUCGUGUACUGAACCGGGCUGCUCAUAUCUUUCAGCCGGUGACAAGAGAGCAUGUAGUAAUACUGCUGGUGUCCUCUUUAACAAUGAAAUUCAACAGAUCAUUCGCGACAACGACGUUACGCCAACCCUGUACAAGGACGCAGCUGUUAAGACCCUUACAUGGGACAAUGACCAGUGGGUUUCAUACGACGACGAGGAUACAUGGAGACUCAAAGCUGAAUUCGCCAAGUCUGAGUGUCUUGGGGGCGUCUUAGUCUGGUCUAUUGACAAUGACGACAGUAAUUACACUUUCUCCCACGGGCUAGCGGCGGCGCUCGGAAAUGAGAUUAACUUGGACACCACCACCGGUCUGACUGGUCAUAGUUUCGGCGAGAGGAAGUCAACAAGCAGCAGUAGUGACAAGGGCCAGGACCAGUACUGCCGCUUCAUCAACUGCGGUGAGGUCUGUCCCAGUGGUUUCACUGAGGUCACCCGUGCCGAUAAGAAGAAGGAUCUUAUGUUAGACUCGACAACUUGUCCAUCAGGCAAGCAUCAAACACAAACGCUCUGCUGUCCUACUUCCACAGAGGUUCCUACAUGUCAGUGGCGAGGCUUCCAUAACAAUGGCAAGUGCAAGGGUGGUUGUAAUAGCGACGAGGCUGAGAUCGGAACCGUUGGCGCAGGUUGCAAGUCCGGUUAUCAGUCCGCAUGCUGUACAAUCACAGACUCUGUUCGUCCCUGGACAAAAUGUACGUGGACUGAGAGUUGCCACGGUGAUCUCACCUGUCCGGCUGGCUAUCCUAACUUUGUGGUGGGCUCGCGCGAUGGCUGGGGCGGACAGAAGUCGUGCAACGGAGGGAAAAAUUACAACUACUGCUGCCAGGGAGACACUGCUCCUCCGGAUGUGUUCACUGAUUGCGAGUGGCAUGGUCAUGGGGUUACUUUUACAAAUGAUAAGUACUGCAGCACCCACUGCCCGGCCGGGUCGAUUCGCAUCGCUGAAGAGGAUAUUUCCAUAUUUAUGGGGAGCGAUAAAACGGCACAAACAUCAGACUGCUUGUUCGGUCGUGAGGCAUACUGUUGCAAAGGUAAGAUGAAGAAGACCAACACGCCGCGGGGAGAUCCGCCCACCACCUACCAAGACCAGACGGCCAGAGAGCUCGAUGCCUACCUCACGAUGUUCCUUAUGAAUCCAGUUUGUCCAAGCGGCUGGGAUUCUGAGUAUAGCUACACUUACAGCUCUAGCCUGGUCACGCGGGAUAAAAAGCCCAUCACUGAUGAGGGCGUUGUCCUGACAUUCCUGGUGCCUAUCCUGGCGGCAUGGGCUACAUCCCAGUUCCCUCGGCAGGACCUGACAGACAUCAUCAACUCCUGUUUUGCCACGUUUGGAUACCAAAGCAGUGCCGGUAAUCUGACCGAUUUACAAGGGGUCAUUUUCGGGUACGGAGUUGGUGACAGCUGGAGCGGAGGGCCGAUCACGGAUGUUAACUCCUUGAUGGCUGGAUAUCUCUGCAACCUGAAGGAAUCAGCCAAUGGGCUGGAAAAUAUCCAGACUGCUGCCUCCCUCUUGUGUGAGAGUAAUGAUGACUCGUCCUCACUGUCUGCCCGAAGAGUCACCGUGCUAAGUAUGGAUGACCGCUCCGAGAACGGCGAGGAGCCUGGCAUUUCGUUGAUCCUCAAUGGUAUUCUAAAUGGUGAACUGAGCCUUCAUUACUGCCGCUGGCUCCGCGCAGGAGGUAGGGACAUUCUAGAAUUAGCAUUCUGGAUUGGCCCUACGCCGGGCGUUACUCCCAGCAAUCAACUGCGCAGCCAGUAUAUCGACACCAGUCAUACGGCAGCAACCGAUCGUUGGAUCAUUUUCCAUCUUCACUUCCAAAUCGAUGGUCGGGUCUUUUAUACCGGUACCAGCGACUCAAACCGGCCGACUCAAUGGCACCCAGGCGUCACCACAAUCGACGUCUACCACAGUCAAACUGUUACGCGGCCCGGGGUUGUGACCCAUGGCCGCAGAGCUGAUCAAAGGGCUGAAUUCCGUUAUUCCACCAGUUACGAUCCGACUGGGAACAUCAAUACCGGAGUGAUGCAAAAUUAUAAUGCACGCACACAUGUCUUGCAGUGUCCCAUCCCACAGAGGGACCAGGGUGUUCGCGGCCGGGGUGUUCGCGGCCGAUGGUAUAUAGGGGUUGGCCGUGAAAGGGAAAUUGGGAUAGCUAGGCAAGGCGGCACUCGUCAACCCUUUGGUUACGCGGAGUUACUCGAUCGCUUUGGCAUGUGGAUGUGGAACCAAGGAAUUUUCUCGGUGCAUCAGUUGGGGCGACUAUACCCAAUCCUUGAGGACCCUACACACCCAUACGGUGGUGAUGGUGAGUGGUCGGUUUCUGAGUCAUUUCCAGCCACCAGGGAGCACAACCCUCGAGAAGGAGCGUAUGAUGAGAAUUGGCUGCCAGAUGGUUCUACUCCAGCCAAUUUCCCGCAUACUGGAUCUGAGGCGGGACCUGUGCCUGGGGAAUUCACUCUAGAUAUAAAUACUCAUAACCCUUCCGUACCUUUCCCAUUUCAUUUCCAACUCUUUUCUUCCCUUUCCAUUUUCUACUUCAUCCAUCCAACCAUACUACGAGAAAUAAUGUCGUACGGCCAGUUCCACAGUCCAUAUUCACCUCAAGUUGUGGGGGAACCCCGGGACUCAGGACUUCGUGACACGGAUGGAUCAAUUAUGUACGAGACUGAAGAGAAAGUCCUCCGGGAAGAGAUAAUCCGUCGUAAUGAUGUUGAAACACUGAAGCAAUACAUUGGGCAAUAUCCGAAUACUGGGCUGGAACCAGAACCAGCGUAUUAUUACCCUGACGUGUUUUUUGUGGCUACGCAGUAUGGAUGUAUUGACGCUCUCCGCGUGCUGCUGGCUUAUUACCAUGCCAACUUGGAUAAAGCAGUACCACUUGAGAGACGAGAUAUUGUUUUGUUAAAUGUUGCCUGCAAGUUUUCGCAGCUGGAAACAGCACAGUUUCUACUGGACAGUCAGCCUCCGUUGGGGAACAUUCACGACAAAAGCCCCGGGGGUGAAACAGCCCUCCUGAGCGCGGCAGAGUCUUUUACAUGGCCGGGAGAGGUGACCAGCGACCAGAUUAAAGAGCGCCUAGUCCGAAGCGAAGAAUUGAUGUAUAUGCUUCUCGAUAGGGGUGCCUCAGUCAACGAUGUCACUAUGGACCAGAACGAAUAUAACGCUCAUCUCCCACCGCAACCGCGCGACACUGUUCUCAGCCUGGCCAUUUCUAGAGCUAGCUACAUGCUAGUGAAACGUCUCAUUGAACAAGGAGCAAAUAUUUAUGCAAGAGAGGAGCAUACGGACAGUAGAUUUUGGUUUGACGUUGAUCUCCGGGAUGUCACCGCACUUCACUAUGGGAGUAUUUAUUGGAAUAUAGAGGGGGUCAAGGCACUGCUAGAUCAUCUAGGCGAUGCGAAAAUUGCGGAAAUGGUUUCUGCUCGUGAUAGUUUUGGAAGGUUACCAUUGCACUGGGCAGCUAUAGGUGAUGACAAGCUGGAACUUGAGAAAUAUGUCAGAGAAGACGACAUUGCCCCUAGAAAUGUUGGUAUCUUCAAGAUAUUGUUGGCUGCCAAUCCGAGGACUAUCAAUGCGCAGGAUAAUUAUGGGCGUACAGCCUUGCAUUAUGUCGUCAUUAACUACACAAACGGCAACAGAAAAGGAUUAAAGGAUAUUGUUCAAUACCUAUGUGAAAAUGGUGCCGAUGCGAGUAUAUCGGACUAUAAGGGACAAACAGCUUUACAUUGGUUGGCUCGACGAUCUCCAGAAUGUGAUCCUAUUGACACGGCUGUCAUAGACCUAUUGAUUGCACAUGGUCUCGACAUCCACCAGACCGAUAAAUCCGGUGCCACCGCUCUCCACAUAAUAUCAAUGAGUUUGCGACAGACCCAGGCAGUCGAGUAUCUUCUUAAACUUGGGGCGGACGCAACUACUCAAGAUUCAGAAGGAAAUACACCUCUUCAUAACCUUAUGAAACGUCCGUACUUCUACGGAAAGAAUGUAACACUGGCACAAAAGAUAGCAGCGCAGGACGAGAUCACGGCGGCCCUACAGGAAGCUGGCAAGGUUGAUUUGAUGGGCCAACCAAAUGCUGCGGGGCAAACGCCUCAACAGCUACGUGCAAAAAUACGGGCCAGGUGGCAGGAAGCAGAAGAGAAGAAAGUUGAACGAGAUGCUAGAGAGGUUCAAGGUCAUGGCCACUGA